CCUCUUCCCGGAAGCUGACAGUCAUCUGAUUUUCUCUUCUCUUGCUGUGUUUUCCUUUUAGCCAAUGCUACAACAAAACAGCUAUCCCAGCUUUGUUGUUGCUUCUUUUUCGCCUUCUUUCUCCUUUUUUAAACCACUUCACAGAAGACACAACAACUACUCGACCACCUCUGAAGUAUGGAUGAGACGAGUCCGCUUGUCUCCCCGCUCCUGGUGGAUUCGGGUGGGUUUAGCUACUGCCCCGCAGAGCCCGCCAGCCCCCGGGGCGCGUUCGGAAGCACACCGGGUUCUGUGGUGCGUAUCCCGGCCAGCAGUCCGGAGCGCAGCCGGGAGAGACAGCCGCUCCUGGACCGGGACCGGGGGAACGCGUCCAGGGAGCCGCACAGGAACGAGUUCCCAGAAGAUCCCGAGUUUAGAGAGAUCAUUCGUAAGGCCGAACGAGCCAUAGAGGAGGGCAUCUACCCGGAGAGGAUCUACCAGGGCUCCAGUGGAAGCUACUUUGUCAAAGACUCACAGGGGGUGGUGUAUUUGGCAAGCGAAACGUUUAACUACAGCGCGAUAGACAGAGUGAAGUCUCGAGGAAAGAAGCUAGCUCUGGAGAAGGUGCCUAAAGUGGGUCAACGUUUCCACAGAAUCGGACUACCACCCAAGGUCGGCUCCUUCCAGCUCUUUGUUGACGGGUACAAGGAUGCAGAUUUUUGGCUGCGGAAGUUUGAAGCAGAGCCUCUGCCUGAAAACACCAAUCGACAACUGCAGCUGCAGUUUGAACGACUCGUCGUCCUCGAUUACAUUAUCAGAAACACUGACAGAGGAAAUGACAACUGGCUGCUGAAGUACGACUGUCCCAUGGAUUCUGUUGGUAACAGGGACACAGACUGGGUCGUAGUAAAGGAGCCGAUCAUCAAGUUAGCAGCCAUAGACAACGGCCUCGCCUUCCCUCUCAAACACCCCGACUCCUGGAGAGCUUACCCAUUUUACUGGGCGUGGCUCCCUCAAGCCAAAGUUUCUUUCUCCGAGGAAAUCAAAGAUUUAGUUCUUCCCAAACUUUCGGACCCAAACUUCAAUAAAGAUCUUGAAGAGGACCUCUAUGAACUAUUUAAGAAAGAUCCUGGUUUUGACAGGGGACAGUUUCAUAAACAACAGUCUGUCAUGAGGGGCCAGAUCCUGAACCUGACCCAAGCCAUAAAGGACGGUAAAUCCCCCCUCCAGCUGGUCCAGAUGCCCCCGGUCAUCGUUGAAACGGCUCGAGCCCCGCAGAGAGCGAACAGUGAAUCCUACACGCAGAGUUUCCAAAGCAGAAAACCCUUCUUCACCUGGUGGUAGAAGCAGAGAGCCGCAGCCAGGAGAAGACCGAGGGUGAUAGCACAGGGUUUUGUCCUGGAAGUAGUCCUCACCCACUGGCUUCUCCUCAUGGUUCCGGUUAGUGGGUGCAGAGAUGAGGCCAAAAGAGGAAGACGUUCACGACAAAUCUUCCCUGUUUGCAUCUGUGCCUUGUGCGAAAACGACUGAAGCUUCUGAGGUUCUGUUCCCUCCUGAGAGCGAUAUCUGUGAGACGACAUAUCCGUGCACUCCUGGGUGUUUGCUUACAUACACAUCAGUGAAAAGCCUCUCAUACAUUUCUUUUUUUUUAACAAGAAGUAUUGCAUUCCAAGUUUUUUUUUUUUUUGGUUUGUUUGUUUGUUUGUUAGACCCGUUAUGACCAACAAAGAAACCCUAUACUAUGCAGUUAACAUCCCCGGGCUGGUCAAAGCAGUGCCACUACGACAGAUUUUUAUUUAUUUUUUAUUAAAGAGAAUAUCUUUUAUUGUGGUAAACACACAGAUUUAGGCUCUAAGUGUUUUGUAUUUCUUUGCAGUGUGAACACAAUCUAUGUGAACUGGUUUCACAGUGUGCAUUACUUCUCUACACAUCUAUAAGGCACGAGGGGUGACGUUGCAAAGCCGAGGUACUUUUCAUUAAAGAAGCCAACUAUUAAAAUCAGAUCCAUCGGACUUGUUUGCCUGAUUUUGUCUUUUCCCACGAAUAAUUUCAUUAAUCAAUGAAGCGGACAUGAAGUACCGCAGCUGUGAUUGAGCAGAGGAGGGGUUCUGUGGUUCCUACCUUGGCCAUAAUAAUUUUACUUCUGUUUCAGGUUCUUGGGUGGACCUGAGUAAAUGUACAGGAUAAAGUAACUUUCUGCUGUGCUGAACUGACAUGAAAUGUAACGUGACAAUGCACUGUAUAAUUGUAAUAUUUAAUGAUAGAUUAUAAUUAAAUAUAUUCAAUUAAUACAAA
This is a messenger RNA of Austrofundulus limnaeus, 2274 nucleotides long. It is a transcript of the gene pi4k2a, whose product is annotated as phosphatidylinositol 4-kinase type 2 alpha. Gene Ontology annotation, cellular component: endosome; trans-Golgi network; lysosomal membrane. Gene Ontology annotation, molecular function: 1-phosphatidylinositol 4-kinase activity. NCBI's taxonomy places the organism in Eukaryota, Metazoa, Chordata, Actinopteri, Cyprinodontiformes, Rivulidae. The record is from RefSeq and is a predicted model, not a curated record. Gene Ontology annotation, biological process: endosome organization; phosphatidylinositol phosphate biosynthetic process; Golgi organization.